Molecule: messenger RNA, 1553 nt
Organism: Fragaria vesca subsp. vesca
Lineage: Eukaryota; Viridiplantae; Streptophyta; Magnoliopsida; Rosales; Rosaceae
Product: protein kinase APK1B, chloroplastic-like
Exons: 8
Coding region: 186-1553 (455 amino acids)
Biological process (GO): protein phosphorylation
Molecular function (GO): protein kinase activity; ATP binding
Source: RefSeq, a predicted model, not a curated record
AUGCGUUUCCGGCGUUUCCAAGAGCAAAUUCUUAUUCUACAAGCUAAUUGAGGGGAUCAGAACAAAUUUCUCUGUUUCUUGAUUUCCAGCUUCUCUUGGAGAACUGAAUCAGCUUCAAUACUCAGGAAGUUGAUCAGAGGAGUUGGAAGUGAUCAGAAGCUGCAACUGAGUUUUCCAUUGAAGAUAUGGGUGGGGGAAUUCGUACAAGCGUGAAGGGUUACCUCCUUUCGCAGCGGAUCACUAUGGCUUCGGAUACAGUGCAUGAAAACGAGAGCAGCAAUCGUAGUUUCACUGCGCCCUUAGCAGCCGAAACUGCUGAUACAGAACAAGAGACGAGGAUGGACUUGGAUACAACUAACUCAUAUCGGUUCGGGAGGUUUAGUGGUGUAAUCCGUUGCUUGCCAAUAUUGAGCUUUGCUUCAAAGAGCAGGGUUUCAAAUGGAACUAGCAUCAGAGCUGAGAGCCUGCCUUACAGAGUGCCUUCAAAUCCUCGGACAGACGUUGAGAUCUUGCUAAAGAGCUUCUUUUUUAAAGAACUGAAAACUGCCACCAGGAACUUUGGGCCUGAUACUGUUGUGGGUGAAGGUGGUUUUGGUCCUGUCUUUAAGGGGUGGAUUGAUCAGAAUUCAUUGGCAGCUUCCGAGCCUGGUACAGGAAUGGCUGUUGCUAUAAAGAGGCUUAACCAAAAUAGUAUGCAGGGUCGGGAGGAAUGGUCUAAAGAAGUUUACUACCUCGGACAGUUGCGUCACCCAAAUCUUGUGAAGUUGAUAGGCUAUUGUUCAGAGGAUAACGAACUGCUUCUGGUGUAUGAAUAUGUCCCCCGUGGCAGUUUGGAGAAUAAUUUAUUUAGAAGGAGUUCUAACUUAGUUGAACCACUUUCAUGGAAUGCUCGUAUGAAGAUUGCCCUUGGUGCUGCAAAGGCUCUAACAUUUCUUCACAAUGAGGCACAACUUAUAUUUCGUGACUUCAAAUCAUCUAAUAUUCUGUUGGAUUCAACCUACAAUGUCAAACUCGCUGAUUUUGGUUUGGUCAUGGAUGGGCGAUCAAUCAGACACCCAGGUGCUAAAACAAAGGUCAUGGGAACAUAUGGAUAUGCAGCUCCAGAGUAUUUAGAAACAAGGGUCUUGGGCACAUAUGGAUAUGCAGCUCCCGAGUAUAUAGCUACAGGUCGUUUGACCACCAAAUGUGAUGUGUAUGGUUUUGGAGCUGUUAUGCUCGAAUUGUUGUCUGGAAAACGAGUUUUUGACAAGAACCGGCCACCCGGGGAACAGAACUUAGUUGAAUGGGCCAAACCUCUCCUCGUCAGAAAACACAGAGUCCUCCAAAUCUUCGAUGGUUAUAUUAAAGGCCAGUUCUCUGUGACUAGUUCUCUUAAAGCAGUUGACCUUGCCUUUCAAUGCUUAUCAAGAAAUCCCAAGCUUAGGCCAAACAUGAAAAAUGUGGUAAAAGCAUUGGAGAAGCUUCAGCAAUCCUGUGACAUGGAUGACUUGAGGAUCUCUCAAGAUAAACCUUGCCAAAAUGCACAAGCGAGUUCAAGCAAUGGUCCCAAUUAG